Messenger RNA from Chondrus crispus (carragheen), 1146 nucleotides. RefSeq lists its product as hypothetical. The record is from RefSeq and is a predicted model, not a curated record. The transcript has a single exon. Bases 1 to 1146 code for a protein of 381 amino acids. NCBI's taxonomy places the organism in Eukaryota, Rhodophyta, Florideophyceae, Gigartinales, Gigartinaceae.
AUGUCUGUGGGUAGCUUCUCCGAGCUCUCGACGGAGGAGAAACAGGCGCUCUCCCAGGCGCGAGCUUACCACCUCCGUACCGUCCAGUCUCAGUUGAGACAACUCUCGCCAGUGCCGCCGUUCCCGGGCCCGCCCCACCGCCCAGGCGUGCACGUGACGACCAGCCACAGACAGGGCUUCACGCACUACUGCACCGCCAGGCUGUGGAGCAACGAGGAGGCGCUGUACUCACGCGCAGCGCUUCAGCGAUGGUGCGGUGACCUUCACCUCCCGCAUCUCGCGACGAACACUGUUGUCGCGCAGGGACUGACGCGGCCCAUGGCGACGGCGGUGCCUCCUGCUACCGCCGGUGGCCUCCUGCCGCGCAUUCUGAGCGGCGACGCAGGCGCGCGCAUCACGGCCGCGGAGCUGAAGCGCGUCGAGCGCGAGGCGAUCGGUGUGUUCUCGCUAUCGUACCGACACGAAGGCCCGAAGGGGCGGAACAUAUCGGCGAGGCUAUGGACGGAUGUGGUGACGGUGGCGAGCGCGGUCGCAGCGAGCGCGGGGUUCCGCGCGUACUCGCUGUGGAUCGACUGCGUGUCGGCGGCGGCGGCGCAGCGGGACGUGCCCGCGGCGGACUACAUCGACUGGUUCAGUGUGGGCGUGGCACCGUAUCUGCUGCUGCCGGCCCUGCUCGUGGCGACGGGGCGCGACUACCGGAGCAGGACGUGGCUCCGCAUGGAGGAGAAGCUCAGCCAGUACGGCGUGUUCUGCGUCUACGCGCUGCGCAGCGCGGGCGCCAUUGUGCGGCUCGAACCGGGCCCCACCGAGCUGCGCGGCCCGUACGAGCGCAUCUGGUGCCUCUGCCAGAGCGUCGUGCGCGGCGAGUACAACGGCCUGGCCGCCUCGUACCGCGAAGACUACCUCAACCUGCUCGAGUGGGCCACGGAGUUCGACCAGCGCCCGCUCAACUUCCGCGGUUUGCAGCGCGUCUUCGGCGAGCUGGGCCCCACAGCAUUCCGAGAUACGCUCCCUAUCGAGACAGGCAGCUAUGUCGUCCUCCCGCUGCUCCCGCGCAUGCCCUGGCUGCACGGCGCGGAGGCGUUCGCCGGACGGGUCGAAUACGUCGCUGAGAAGGAUGUGCGCCCUGCGGCAACUGCGCGAUGA